Molecule: messenger RNA, 5532 nt
Organism: Plasmodium falciparum 3D7
Lineage: Eukaryota; Apicomplexa; Aconoidasida; Haemosporida; Plasmodiidae
Source: RefSeq, a predicted model, not a curated record
AUGAAAGAACAAGAAGAAAGCAACGUGAUACUUAACAUUUCGGAUAUUUCAAAAGACAAUGAUGAAGUACCAAAUGAUGAAAUUACAUUUUUCGACAUAAAUAAUAGUAUAAAUCACCUUACAGGAAAGGAAUUUUAUUUCUAUUCAAAUAAUGAUGUAUUUAUUUAUAAACAAAAUAAUCCUCAUGAAUUUUUAAAAGACAAGUCGUCCAUACGGAUUAAGGAUCCAGCAUGUUCUUCCAUACAAGAUAUAAAAUGUAAUGAUGAAAGUGAUACAUCUGAAGAAAGUGAUGAAAAUGAUGCUAUUAAUAUAAAUAAUUCUAUUAAUAUAAAUGAUCAUAUUGAUACAAAUAAUGCUAUUGAUACAAAUAAUCCUAUUGAUAUAAUUGAUCCUAUUAAUACAAAUAAUCCUAUUGAUAUAAAUGAUGAACAUAAAUAUUGUAAACUUAUAGAUUAUAAACAUAAAUAUAAUAACAAUUCUAUAAAUAACAUGAACAAUCUAAUUAAUACCUGUGGUAAGGGAAAUAUAACAAACAGGGAUACAAAUAACUUCAAGAAUAAUAAGCAUAUUAAUAAACAUGUUUAUAAAAAUAAAAAGUCAAAAGGUGAACAUGAUAUAUGUUUCUUUUCUGAUCAUUUGAAAAAUGGCAACCACCUUGAAGAUAAAGUAAAAUUCGUUUUCUCACAAGAAUUAAAUAAAGUGAAUGAUAUUUUUAACGUUGAAGAGAUUAUGAAAAUUAUUAAUAAUUUAAAUUCUAUCAGAAUAGAAAUUGAAACUACCAUUUAUAAAAAAUUAGAAAAGAAAUAUAAAAAUUUUCUUCUUAGUACUGUUAAAAUUAAAGAUAUAGAUUCGGAUAUUACAAAUAUGAAGAAUCAUUUAUCUAAUAAUUUAAAUGAAAUAAAAUGCUUACAAGAAAAAAAAUAUAAAGAGAAAUUACAUAUAAUAGAUUUAAUAUCUAAAAAAAAUUUAUAUAAACAAAUUAAUUUAAUUUUAUUAAUUAUAUUUAUUAUAUCUUAUUACGAUAUUCUACUUUUUAAAAAUAUUUUAAAAAAAAAUUUCGAAUUCUCAUCUAUUGCGUUUUAUCAAUUAUAUCAAUUUAUAAAUCAUAACCAUAAAUUGUUACAACACAUAAAAUGUGUAAAUAAUUUAAAACAUAAAAUGUUCUCUAUCUAUUUUAAUAGAAUAAAAGAAAAUAAUGAAACAAAUUUUGUUCACUUUUUAUUUUCAGAUGAUUCCAAAAAAACAAAUCAAAUAAAUAUUAAUGAACUCUUAACAACAUUAUUAAAAAUUUACUAUUUACUCUUUAAAAUAAAACCAUUUAAUUUUAUCGAUAAUUCUUUAGUAUACAUGUAUCAAUUUUUUCAACAAAUAUCGAAACAAAUUGUUUUCUCAUGCUUUAUGAGAAAUAUGGAAACUCAACAAGAAGAUACUCUUCAUAAAAUAGCUGAAGAUGCUUUAAUAAAAAAUCAAAUAAAUUCGAAAUGUAAAAAUAAAAUUAAUAACACUCUUGAUCAUUUUAAUAAAAUACAUCAAAAAAAACGCAACAAUCAAAAUUUAUAUAAUUCUCCUUAUCAAAAUAAAAAUGUAGAUGAAAUAAAAAAUAAAAAUGUAGAUGCACUACAAAAUCAUAAUAAAGAUAUACUACAAUGUCAAAAUAAAGAUAUACUACAAUGUCAAAAUAUAUAUCAUAAUCUACAAGAUAAAUCUUUUUGUCAAGAUCAGGAUAAUCAUAAAGUAAGUCAAGCUGAAAAGUUCCAACAAAAUUUUUUAUCAUACAAAACGGAACAAUCUGAAGAAUUAAUAGAUCAAGACAUAUCUAUAUAUGACAAAACAAAUUUAACACAUAAUAUGAUAUAUUUAAAAUAUGAUCAAAUUGAUGAAAACAUAAAAAAUAAAAAUAAAAAUAAAAAUUAUGGUUCCAAUAAUAAUAAUAAUAAUAUAAAUGAUAGAGACAUAUACAAAAAUAAUCAUUCAACAAAUCAACAAAAUGAUGCAGAUAAUUUUUUGUUUAUUCCUUUAAACGAACUUGUUCCUAAAUUAAAUGAUACCAGCAGUCUACUUUCACUCAUCAAAAUAUAUGAAAUUUUAUUUGAUGUUUUCAAUAAAUAUGAUUAUAUAAUAAUAUAUCUACUAAAUUAUUAUUUACAAAAAAAUAACGAUAUCUCUAAAUAUCAAACGGAGAAUAAAACAAAAUUUGAUCAUCUUGAAAAAACAAAUCUAACACUAUAUAAUAAAAUAUAUCAAUAUAAUAAUGAUAAUGUACAAACAAUAAAUAUGUACACAGAUAAACUUACAAAUGAAACGUAUCAAGAAAUAACAACAACCAAACAAUUAUCGCAAAAUUAUAAUAUUUAUAAUGAAGAUAUACAUAUACAAAAUAAUGUAACAAAUAAUUUGGAUGAAUCUAACUAUUCACAAUUUUAUAAUAUCGAUAAUAAUCAAAGUAAUAUUUUUUAUAUACCAAACACGUAUAACUCACAUGUAUUAACAUAUUUCUUAAAAAAGGAUACAAUGGAAAAUCAAACAUAUGAUCAAAAAUGUACAAGCAUUAAAAAUAAAAUAGAAUUGUAUUUAAAAGAAAAAAGUAUAAGUUAUAUUUACUCACAAGAAUAUAUUUAUUUUACAUUACAAAAUGCACUACAUUUAAUAUAUGUAAAAAAGAAAUUUUUAAAAAAUAUGGAAAAAGUAAUAAAAACUAUUAUUGAAAAUAUACAAUUUAAUAAUUUCAAUUUUAAUCACUUAUGUUCAUAUAUUUUUCUGACCAUCAUAUAUUGUUUACAUUCAUAUCUAUUCAAAUAUAAUUCUUCAAAUGAUCAAAUAUAUUAUUUAACUAAAAGUCUAAAGGAAAAUAAAAAUAUAAAUGUAUAUGUUAAUCUGAAGGACAACAUAAAUGUAUUUGUUAAUCCGAAGGAUAACAUAAAUGUAUGUGCUAAUCCGAAAGAAAACAUAAAUGUAUAUGUUAAUCCGAAGGAUAACAUAAAUGUAUGUGCUAAUCCGAAGGAUAAUAUAAAUGUCAAUGAAAAAAUACAUGUAAAUAUAAAAAAAAAUGAUUAUAAAUAUAGUUGUAAUACUCUUUAUAAUGAACAAAAGAACGUUUACAUUGAAGAACAUAUAAGAACUUCCAUUUUUGAAGAUCCUAACUUAUUAAAAGACAUUUUACAAAAUCAUGAUAUUUUUCUAGAUGUAGAAAAGAAAUUAAAAAAAAGUUAUUUCCCCACAUUCUAUUAUUUAAAUAUUAAAACGUUAAAUGAUAUGAUUAAUAGAGAUCAUUGGUUACGUAUACCAAAUAAAAUUAAUAAUAAAAUAUGUAAUAACAAUUUUAAUUUUACUUUUAAUUUUAAUAAUAUAUUAACCUUUUAUAAAAACGAAUUUCAUGAUUUUUUAAAUGUGCCUUUUUCUCCGAACCCUUUGAAAAAAUUUAAUUUUGAAAACAUAAGACAAUACCUAUGUUUUGAUCAACAUACACAAAAAUAUGAUGAUGAUAUACCAAAUAUAAAUGUAACAAAUAAAAGUUUUGAUAUAUCUAUUUGUGAUGACAAAAAUGUAAAAAAAGAAGAUUUUUAUUCUUAUAAUAUAUCCUGUUCAAAAGUAGAUAAAAAAAAAAAUAUAUCUGAAACACCUUAUUUCAAUAUUGUAAAUUUUGAGAGUAUUACUUCCAAUUCUAGUAAUUUAUUAACAUGCAUAAUACAAGAUUAUUUUAUUCUUCAAAAUUUAGUUCAUAAUUUAAAAGAAGAUAUACAUAAAUAUAUAUUCAAAUCCAUUGAUAUGUAUAUAUAUAUUAUAUGCUAUUAUUUUAUGAAACGAUCUAAUAUACAAGAACUUUUAAUUAACGUCAAACAAAAUAAAGAGAAAUUAAAUAUAAAUAAUAUACUCUUUAUAAUAAAAAAACAAGAAAAAUAUACAGAAUUGUGUAAAUUUUUACAACAUUAUAAUGAUGAAAUAAAAAAAAAUGAAGAACAUUAUAAUUUCUUAUAUGUAAACAGUAAUAUAAAUACAUCAUUCCCAUCUUCAUCAAAAAAUAAUAUUACACAUGAUAGUAAUAUAAUGAAUGAUAAAAAUUAUUUAUCGAUUUAUCCUUUAAGCAAUUGUUCUAAAAUAUUUAGUUUUACCUCUUUAUAUGCUCUUUCUGAAAAAAUCAUUGCCCUAGAAUCCAUCUUUUGUGUAUUAAUCAAUAUGAAGGAAGAAAUAAUAAAAUUGAAUGAAGAUUCAAAGGAUAAAAAACAAGACCGAGAUAAAGAUAAAGAUAAAGAUAAACAUAAACAUAAACAUAAUAGUAAUAUACAUGUACAAAAAUGUGAAUUACAAUAUAAUAAAAUAGGUACCUUUCCUACAGAUAAUACAGGUGGUAAUUAUGAUGAUGAUAAUUAUUACAUGUUAAAACAAAAUAAUCAUUGCAAUAAUAAGAACAAAAUAUAUUGUAACAAACCCACUAAUGAUGUUAUCUACACAUUUCAAACAUUUCUUGAUAAAAAAUUAAAUAUGAUCAACGAAAUACGUAUAUUAACAUACUGCGAUUCUUUAUAUAAUAUUAUUGACAGUGAAAAUUAUGUUAAUGAAAUUUUAAGAAUUAUUAAUGAAUCCUAUAAUAGUACUAAUAAUGUCGACGAAUAUAAGAAUAAAUAUAAAAAUAAUAAAAUAAACUUAUUAUCAAAUGAUAACUUGAAUAAGAAAACGGAGAAUUUAAAAAAAAAUCUAGACGAAUAUGUGAACCUAUAUAUAAAUAUUUUAAAUGAUAGUAAAAGAAAAUUAAUGUUUUGUUGUGAAGGUAUUUUAUCCAUUGUUAUUCAUUAUCUCUUAUGGAAUUUAAUAAAUUACAUUUUUAAUGUAAACAAUAUUGAAAUAAUACAAAAAAUUAAAUCUGAUUAUUUUCCAGUUACAGAAAAUAUUAACACAAAUAAUAAUAAUAAUAAUAAUAAUAAUAAUAAUAAAAAUAAUAAUAAUAAAAAUAAUAAUAAUAAUAAUAAUAAUAAUAAUAAUUAUCAUCAUAAUAAUAUUUUCAAGUCUUCUAAAAAGGAUAAUUAUAACAAUUUGCUUAAUAAUAAUCAAGAUAUGAUGAAAUCCCAAGACAACCAUUUUCAUAAUCAUGAUAAUAAAAAUUUAGUUUCUACUUUAAGAUAUCAUUUUGAAAAAAUAUCUAAUUGUAUUAAAAAAAAUAUUAUAAAUCUCGAAAAUGAAAUAGACGAUCAAAUAAAUAAUAAUAUAAAUAUACAUAAUUCUAUAUACUAUAAGUUUUAUAAAGAUCUAAAAAAUCCAGAAAAUCCAUUGUAUCAAUAUUAUUAUAUCUAUCUAUCGAAAGGAAACACAUUCUUUGAUCAAUAUAUAGAUUUACAUUUUUAUAAUUUACAAAAAUUAGAUAACUUUGUAAAAAAUUAUAAUUCAGAUAUUUAUCAAUAUAAACAUGUACAAUCUAUUAUUUCGAAAUAUAAUACAUACAAAAAAAUUACCCCAGAGUCUUUUGCGGCUCACUUUGAGGCACAUACCUUAAAAAAAAUUCAAAACUAUUUAAAGCUACAAAAAUUACAUAAUACUUAA